CGGCCCAAACAAGGCCCAAAAGGUUUCUGCUUUCAGCCUUCUUCAUGCCAAAACCCCAAUCCGGCCGGCGACUCUCCGACAUCCCGGCCGGCGACCAUGGCGGCGGCGGCGGCGGAGGUAGCAGCAGCGGGAGGAGGAGGAGAGAUGGUGGUCGUCCGCCUGCCUCCCCUUUCCCAGGACGACCCCCUCUUCCAAGACAAGAAGAGGAUAUUGGACAGUAGAAACUUAUCCUGUCUAUUUCAAGUUCCAAACUCAUGUUCUGCUGCUGAUGCCUUCAAAGUACUGGAUAGGAUAAUCCAAGCUGCUAGGAUAGCUCAUAUGGAUGAGCUUGAGCUUUAUUUUACUGGAGACGAUGAUUUCGGGCCAUUAUCUACAAGGAAUGAACUUGAAUCUCUAAAUUUGUUGCUCAAAAUUUUGAACACGUUGCUUCUGACUGCCAAUGUUGGUGCCAUGGGAGUUUUGCAAGUCCUACGUGAUGAAAUACUUAUUAGGCUCAGAUCUCUUGAGUUGGAAGACAAUGACCAAAUGGUAGUUCAAAUACGAAACCAGAACAUGGAAGAUUCUCUUCUGAAAUGGGGGGAGCAACAUGGUGUUAAAACUAAAUUGCAAAUAGCAUUUUUUGAAGGAGCUGGGAGAGGAAUGGUAGCUUCUGAAAACAUAGAUGUGGGGGAUAUUGCACUUGAAAUUCCAGAGUCUUCUAUCAUAUCUGAGGAACUUCUCUGCCAGUCUGGCAUGUUUCUUGCAUUAAAAGAUUUAGAUAGCAUCACCACUGAGACUAUGCUAUUGUUGUGGAGCAUCAGAGAGCGGUACAAUCCAUCUUCAAAGUUUAAGAUAUACUUCGAGGCACUCCCAGCAAAUUUCAAUACAGGGCUGAGUUUUGGAAUUGAUGCACUUGCUGCAUUGGAAGGAACCCUUCUUUUUGAUGAGUUAAUGCAAGCUAGGCAGCAUUUGCGCCAGCAGUAUGAUGAGUUAUUUCCAAUGCUGUGCAUAAAGUUUCCUGAUAUAUUCAAACAAGACGUGUAUACCUGGGACAAUUUUCUAUGGGCAUGUGAAUUAUGGUAUUCUAACAGUAUGAUGGUUGUAUUAAGUAGUGGGAAAUUAACAACUUGCUUGAUUCCUAUUGCCGGACUUCUGAACCACUCGGUUUCUCCUCACAUUCUUAACUAUGGUCGGGUAGAUAAAGUUACGAAAUCUUUGAAAUUUCCUCUGUCUAGACCAUGCAAAGCAGGGGAGCAAUGUUUUCUCAGUUAUGGGAAGCAUCCAGGAUCUCAUCUUAUCACUUUCUAUGGUUUUCUACCAAGAGACAACCCUUAUGAUGUUAUACCUUUAGAUCUUGAUACAUCUGUGGAUGAAGAAGACAGUUCAUCUCCGUCCGUAACUACAAGCCAAACCAGUCAUAUGGUACGUGGGACAUGGCUGUCCAGAUUAAGAGGACCUCCGACGUAUGGGCUGCCUCAUCGCUUGGUAUCCCAUCUCCAUGCCAUUCUAGGUUGUAAUCAGAACGAAUCCGCUCCAGAGGCUGAUAACAAGGAAAAUGACAGGAUGGUGCUCGAAACACUCCUCUCCAUAUUUACUCCCAUGCUUGAAGGAUUAGGCGAACCAGAUGACUUCGACCGGGAGAACGCAUGUUGGGACGUCAAUCUCGCACUGGACUACAAAGAUCUACAAAGAAGGAUAGUUUUGUCCAUUGUUACUUCGUGUACCUCAGGCUUGGCCAUGCUUGAUUCCUAGUCCGAACUCUUUAGUGCUUCAUCAUUGGAUGUGCAAGACCACAAUUGGAGUUUGUUGGGAGUGACUCAAGCUGACAUGUGGAUGGUGGAGCUGUUGCACAUGGGUUACCUGCAACUGACUGCAAAUCUGUUCUUUCCUGGAUAGGGAUCCAAGGACCAGUAUGGCAUUUGACCACCAGUCCCAAGUGAAGAUGCUCAGCUCACAGCAUCAGAUGUCUGAUCCGAUGAUUACGCGAAAUCCAGUCAUCGAUCUGUGCCCUCUGUGGCUUGAGAUUUAAGUAAGUUGCCCCUGGUUGUUACUGCAAACCUGCUGCUUUUGGUGGAAGAAAGCUACUUCUGAACUAAUUUAUUGGGGAUGGAGUAAUGUCUCUUCGACCCAUAACGCCGACAUUUCAGCUUAUUAUUUAUAAGAUCAUAUUGCUGAUCAUGGAACUGCACAUGGAAUUUCUGCUAAAUUAGUUUUCUCCCAUGUGGUCCAUAUGCUAGAAUAACUGAACACUGCAUAAAAGGAUGCUCCUUGAGUUGUGUGCUGAACCUGCUAGUUUUUUUCCCUUUUCUUUUCCUUGAGUUGUGUACUGAACCUGCUAGUUUUUUAUUUUUCUUUUUUUUCCUUGAGUUAUGAACUGUGCCUGUUACUUCCUCUAUUUCAUAUUAUAAGUCACUUUGGGUUUGCGCUAAUUUAAAUUUCAUCAAGUUUGAUCAAGUUUAUAGAAAAAUAUAGCAACAUUUUGAACACAAAAUAAAUAUACUAUCAAAAUAUAUUGAAUGAUGGAUUUAUCGAAACUAAUUUAAUGGUGUACUCCCUCCGUCUCAAAAAAAAAAAAAAGGCAAAAUAUGACCCUCCUAGUACAAUGAAUCUAGAGAACCUUUUAACUAGGAGGAGAGGUGACCCUUCUUAGGUUGUCUUUUUUUUGGGACUGAGUGAGUACAUGUUACUAUGUUUUUCUAUAAAUUUGAUCGAAUGUUUGAUUUAGGACAGGCCCAAAGUGACAUAAUAUAAAAUGGAGGGAGUGGUUUUUUUUCUUUCUUUAAUAUGUAAGUUCUUAGAUCAAACCUUAUACAGAACACUUGUCUGGAUCUGAAGUUACUGUUCCUAGUGGGGAUAUUUUUAAUGGCAAUGUUGCUUCAUUUUUGCUGUUGUA
This is a messenger RNA of Oryza sativa Japonica Group (Japanese rice), 2872 nucleotides long. RefSeq lists its product as uncharacterized. The record is from RefSeq and is a predicted model, not a curated record. Gene Ontology annotation, biological process: peptidyl-lysine monomethylation. Lineage: Eukaryota; Viridiplantae; Streptophyta; Magnoliopsida; Poales; Poaceae. Gene Ontology annotation, molecular function: protein binding; protein-lysine N-methyltransferase activity.